Molecule: messenger RNA, 1639 nt
Organism: Bipolaris maydis ATCC 48331
Lineage: Eukaryota; Fungi; Ascomycota; Dothideomycetes; Pleosporales; Pleosporaceae
Product: GNS1/SUR4 family-domain-containing protein
Biological process (GO): fatty acid elongation, monounsaturated fatty acid; very long-chain fatty acid biosynthetic process; fatty acid elongation, polyunsaturated fatty acid
Cellular component (GO): endoplasmic reticulum membrane
Molecular function (GO): fatty acid elongase activity
Source: RefSeq, a predicted model, not a curated record
ACAACCCUCAUCAACACUUCCUCUUCCUCGCGGUGUGAGAUUCGCUUCUUCACAUCUUCUUCGUCGUUCCUUUGCGCCUUGCGUGUGCUUGGUCGUGGUUGCCGUCUUUUCUUUCCCUCCGCUCAUUGUUUGAUUACGCCUUUUGUUCCUCUCAAACCUGAUAGGCGCAGCCCUUCGAAUCAAAACACUUGACGUCCUCUCCCGCCAAACCCCGUAAUCUUCCACUGCUCCCGCGAGUUCAUACACACGCACAUACACACACACACAAUGGGAAACCCAGAAUGGCUUGAAUACGGCGUGCCGACGCUUGACCGUCCUUUUGGCCUGGCUCUAUGGCCCAUUUUCGAAAAGGUCUUUGAGCCCAUUGCGGGCUACAAGCCCCAGGACUUCCGCUUCGAGCAGGGCGUCACACCGCUCUCGACCUUGAAGACGUGUGUUGUCACGCUUCUUGUGUACUACAUUGUAAUUUUCGGCGGCCGGGAGCUUAUGCGCAAUCGCGAGCCCUUCAAGCUCAGCUUUCUUUUCAAGGUGCACAACUUUUACCUCACCGCCAUUAGCGGCACACUGUUGCUGCUUUUCGCCGAGCAGAUCAUCCCCACGGUUGUCAGGAAGGGCCUUUUCUUCGCCAUCUGCGACCAUGAGGGCGGCUGGACGGACAAGCUGGUUAUCCUCUACUACCUCAACUACCUCACCAAGUUCCUCGAGCUGAUUGACACUUGCUUCCUGUUCUUGAAGAAGAAGCCUUUGACUUUCCUCCACACCUACCACCAUGGCGCGACGGCCCUCCUCUGCUACACCCAGCUCAUUGGCCACACCCCCGUCUCAUGGCCCGUCAUCACUCUAAACUUGGCGGUCCACGUUGUCAUGUACUGGUACUACUUCCAGAGCGCCCGAGGCAUCCGCAUCUGGUGGAAGAAGUACAUUACCGUUGGCCAAAUCACCCAAUUCGUCCUUGAUCUUGGCUUCAUCUACUUUGCGUCGUGGACCUACUUCACCAGCACCUACUGGCCCCACAUUCCCAACAUGGGCAAGUGCGCUGGCGAGGAGUUUGCUGCCAUCUCCGGUAUCUGCAUCAUCACAUCGUACCUGUUCCUCUUCCUGGCAUUCUACUUUGCCACAUACAAGAAGCCAAUUCCCAAGGGCCGCCGCAGGGCUACCAGCGCUCUCGUGGAAAUGAAGGACGAGAAGGUGCCCACUGUUGGCGAGGCUCGCAGGCGUCUUUCGAUCACGCGUGGCGCCGCUGCUACUGGAUCCUCGCCCAACGGCACUCCCAACGGCCGGGCGACACGCAGCCGCAAGGCAUAAGGGUGACGUUGUGGCUGCGCAAGCUAAUAGAGGCGCAGCUGGGGGCGCACCAUGCUUGGCUAGAGGAGCUACCAGUUAGGCCUGGCUCCUAUGACUUCGUUCUUGAUGCGCCAUGGCCAUUUGAGGUCGGCAAUUUUGAUACUUAUUGUAAUUGUUAUGUGUGGGGUGGGACGGUUUUGGCUUGCCCCGUGUUACGAUAAAAGCAUGUAAAGAGCAUGGUUGGUCGGUCGGAUUGCAUUAGGACAACGGUGGUGUUGGGAUUGGGCUUUGACAUGGGCAGUCCACGCACGCGUUGUACAAGAUACUCGAAUGACAGAUAAUGCCUAAUAAUGGU